AGCUUGUGGCUCAGAGCCCACCCCACCCGGGCACCGUCUUAGCGCGUCGCACCACGCCGCAAUGCAGUUCGCCUGGGCCGCCCUCCUCCUGGUCGCCGCCGCGUCGGGCACGCGCGUGGCGCGCCGCAACGCCCCCGACGUCGACGCCAAGGUGGCGGCGGAGGCACGCGAGAACAUCCAGAUUCACGAUGGGUUCCUGAGCCAGGAGAAGAAGGACGAGAAGGACGAGUCCGAGGUCAGGCACAACAAGGACCGAGCUGAGCGCGGCGGCCCUGAACAGCAGCGGCAGGUGGGUCGUCGCUCUCGACCGCGACCUGAGGACGCAGAUGCUGGUGCAGGCGGCGGAGCUGCUGCUGUCGCUCAGGAUCCUUGUGGAAGCAUCACUUGCGCUGCGAGCUUGGUGUGUCCGGGUACCUUCAAGGUGGAGAGCCUGCCGGGACACUGCUGCCCCUACUGCGUGAACCCAGACGUCAAGGACCUGGAGUCGGCCGUCACUGGUGCUACUGGCAGCUCUGGCGGCAAGGCGAGCGUCUUCUGCGAGAACGUGUGGUGCUUCCCGACGAUGUGCACGAAGGCCCUGUCCGAGCCCAGCACGACCAACGGGCAGUGCUGCGCUGCGUGCCCUGCCCUGUGAGCCCCCGGGGAGCCCGGCUGCGCCGCCGCGGCCACGGCACCGCCUCUUGGCCUCGAGGCUCGGCUGCGCGCGGCAGGCCCCAGGUGUCGAGGCAGGGGAGAGAAAAUCAAGAGGGACGGGAGGGGGCAACCAAUUACAAGCGUUGUUCACAACCGCGCGUCUUCGCCAUCAGAACCAGUGUGUUGACUGAGCUCUGCGCCGCAGCGAAA
Messenger RNA from Prorocentrum cordatum, 843 nucleotides. NCBI's taxonomy places the organism in Eukaryota, Dinophyceae, Prorocentrales, Prorocentraceae. The record is from the annotation of a GenBank genome assembly.